Venustampulla echinocandica is the source of this 1452-nucleotide messenger RNA. Its product is annotated as A cyclin. The transcript is spliced from 4 exons. Gene Ontology annotation, biological process: regulation of cyclin-dependent protein serine/threonine kinase activity; G2/M transition of mitotic cell cycle. Gene Ontology annotation, cellular component: nucleus; cyclin-dependent protein kinase holoenzyme complex; centrosome. The record is from RefSeq and is a predicted model, not a curated record. Gene Ontology annotation, molecular function: cyclin-dependent protein serine/threonine kinase regulator activity. NCBI's taxonomy places the organism in Eukaryota, Fungi, Ascomycota, Leotiomycetes, Helotiales, Pleuroascaceae. Bases 1 to 1452 code for a protein of 483 amino acids.
AUGCCUCCAGCUCGAGCAGCCAGCCGCAGGGUGGCCACCAACGAGAACGAUGAGAACAGUGCUGCCGUUACGACACGACUUACGAGAUCCAAGUCCCAGGCAUUCGGAGAGGAUGGUGGUCUCGGUGCUGCUAAGAAGCCACUUCAGUCAAAGAAAUCGGCCGUUAAUACACAACCGCUCCGCAAGCGUUCUGCACUAGGAGAUGUCAGCAAUGUCACGAAAGGCGAGGCUAUCGAUGGCAAGAGAGCCACGGUCAAGAGUGGACUCGUAUCAAAGGCUUCCCAGCCAACCGGUGUCCAGAAGAAUUCAUCGCGUACCACGUCGUCCAGGUCAACCACCAAUCUUAAAGAUGGCAACAAGAAGGCGGAGCUGAAACGUGUCGGGUCUGGCGUUUUACCUUCCCAGAAGCGAAAGGCUACUUCCAGUACUUCAAAUGCAAUCAAGGAGGAGACACCUGUUGAAGAGGAGCAGCCGUCAAGAAAAAAGAUCCACCUUGAAGCCCGAGAGAAUGCACGUGCCGAGGAUGUAAAAAAGGCACCACUUGAGGAACCUAUCGUCGGGGAUGAGGACUCUGUUAAGAGCAAGUUCGCAGAUGGUGUUGAGGACUUGGAUAAAGAAGACCUUGAUGAUCCGCUUAUGGUUGCUGAUUACGUUGUGGAGAUUUUCGAGUACUUGAAGAAGCUUGAGGUCUCGACUCUUCCCAACCCAGACUACAUGGACUCACAAGAAGACUUGGAGUGGAACAUGCGAGGAAUCCUUGUUGACUGGCUUAUUGAAGUGCACACGCGCUUUCAUCUCCUUCCCGAGACCCUCUUCCUGGCCGUCAACAUCAUUGACCGAUUCCUCUCAGCAAAGGUUGUCCAGCUUGACCGCCUCCAGUUGGUUGGUGUCACCGCCAUGUUCAUUGCCUCCAAAUAUGAGGAGGUUCUCUCCCCUCACGUCGCUAACUUCCGUCACGUUACCGAUAAUGGCUUCACCGAUGCAGAAAUCCUCAGCGCCGAGCGAUAUGUCCUCACAGCUCUCAACUAUGAUCUGAGUUACCCCAACCCAAUGAACUUCCUCCGCCGCAUCUCAAAAGCCGAUAACUAUGAUAUUCAAACCCGAACGCUCGGCAAAUAUCUCAUGGAGAUCAGCCUUCUUGAUCAUCGUUUCAUGAGCUAUCUCCCAAGCCACGUUGCUGCGGCGUCGAUGUACCUAGCUCGUCUGAUUCUCGAGCGAGGUGAAUGGGAUGCUACUUUGACUCAUUACUCUGGCUACGAUGAAGAGGAAAUUGAGCCUGUGUUUAAACUCAUGGUUGACUAUCUGGCUCGUCCUGUCGCUCAUGAAGCAUUCUUCAAGAAGUAUGCGAGCAAGAAGUUCCUCAAGGCUUCGAUUCUCACAAGACAAUGGGCCAAGAGACAUGCUGCGGAACUUGGUAUCGAUGCAUCCUUACCCCUUAAUUUGGCGGCGUGA